CGCUGGGCCCGCGGCGCGCUUGCGCAAAAUGCAAACCGGCAGGCGGGGUUCUUUCCCCCGGCGUUUUGGCGUCCCAGUGCCGGGCAGAGCUUCGGGGGACCGGAGCCUCCCGUAGGGAUGGAGAAAAGAGCGAGCUGCCUCAGGUAAACAUGGAGUAGACAGAGUUGGAUUUCAUCAAGAUUAGUGGCUUUGCAAGAUGUGAAAAUGGGGCAGAGAAGUUAAGAAGCUUGCUGAAGGCUACACAGUUAGUAAGCAGUAGAGACAAGUUCAAAACCAGACUUCUAUAAGGAUGAUGAUUCAUGGUGAUGGCUUGCAGGGUCAUAGACAAAAGAAGGCACAUGGGACUUCAGCAACUUUCAUCGUUUGCAGAAACAGGAAGAACAUUCCUAGGCCCAGUGAAAUCAUCCAAAUUUAUUAUAGAUGAAGACUGUCAUGAAAGUGUGAUAAUCAGUUCAACAGUACGGCUUCUUGAAAGUUUGGAUUUAACCAGUGCAGUGGGACAACUUCUCAGUGAAGCAGUUCAAGCACAAAAUAACACAUACAGAACUGGAGCCAGUACUCUUUUGUUUCUUGUUGGUGCAUGGAGCAGUGCUGCUGAAGAAUGUGUUCAUUUGGGUGUCCCCAUUUCAUUGAUAGUGUCUGUAAUGUCAGAAGGCUUGAAUUCAUGCAUUGAAGAGGUAGUUUCCCUUCAAGUGCCUGUCCACAAUGUCUUUGACCAUAUAGAUAACACAAAGACAUUUUCUGGACUUGAAACAUUUGGUGUCAGCUUGUACCCUUUUCUACAGAUCCCUUCAGGUUCCGAUUUGAUACAGAAAGAACAUGAUCUCAGAGAUGUUGCCUCUCAGUCGUUGGACAUGUACAGUCUUUCUGGGAGAACUCUUAAAUCACCUCAACUCUUUAGGUCCCAGGCUAAGGUUGAAGCAGAUGAAAACACAUCACAAACUCUUCAGACUCUGAAAAGCAGUCUGCUUGCAGACACCCACUGCAGAAAGUCAAUACUGACUCACAGUAGACAUUUUAGCAGGACAGAUAAUAAUCAGUGGAUAAGCAAACCAGAUGGAUUUCUAGAACAACUUAGUGCAGCGACUCCCAAGACUUAUAGAUGUAAUGAUUUGGUAGAGCUGGAGGUGGGUUUGAGUCACGGAGAUCACAGCAGCAUGAAGUUAGUAGAUGAAGCAGUGCGGCUACAAUAUCAGAACGCAGGUAUGCAACAAGGCGGCUGUACAAGGCCAUUUCUUUUUGACAUUUCAAGAAUCUUCACCUGCUGCUUACCAGGUUUACCUGAAACUUUUUCUUGUGUCUGUCCAGGAUAUGUCACUGUUGUAUCAAUAUCCAGUACUACUCUGAUCAAGGAAUGGCAGGACCAGCCUGUCCGGGUAAUUCUUAUUGAGGGUGACCUCACAGAGAAUUAUCGCCACCUGGGAUUUAAUAAGUCUACAAAUAUUAAAACAGUAUCAGAAAGCAUGAAAGCUCAACAAGGCAGCUCAGAAGAACUGUGGACAGAUCAUGUGUUACAGGUAUUAAGCAAGUUCAAUGUGAACCUUGUCCUGGCACAAGGAAAUGUAUCUGAACGCUUAACUGAAAAAUGCACACACAGUAAGCGAUUGCUGAUUGGGUCAGUGAAUGGCAAUGUGAUGCAGGCUUUUGCAGAGGCUUCAGGAGCAGUGCAGGUGGCCUACAUUACACAAGUGAGUGAAGACUGUGUGGGCAGUGGGGUCUGUGUGACCAUCUGGAGAAGCAUUCCCUUCGAUUCUGUAGAUUGGAUCAACAAGAUGGCAAUCCUGUUAAAAACAGAAGGAAUUAGUUUGGUUACAGUAGUACUAACUAGUCCAGUCGCUGCUCACAUGCAAACCAAAGAAGAUAGGUUCUGGACUUGUGCCUAUCGUCUGUAUCACGCUCUGAAAGAGCAAAAGGUCUUCCUCGGAGGUGGCGCCGUUGAAUUUUUGUGUCUUAGCCAUCUUCAGAUUCUCGCAGAGCAGUCUCUGAAUAAAGGAAACCAAGGCUGUUCAGGAUGGCUUCAUAACACGUCCUCUUGGCUGGCCUCAUCUGUGGCACUAUACAGACCGACCGUGCUUAAAUGCCUGGCAGAUGGGUGGCACAGAUACCUUUCAGCCCUCCUGUGUAACACUGCCAGCUGCUCAUCUGAAUUUGAAGCCAGCACAUUCAUUCAGCAUCAUCUACGCAAUGCUGCAGACUCUGGCUCUCCUUCAUCUUACGUCUUGAAUGAAUAUAGUAAGCUAAAUAGUGGAAUUUUAAAUUCAGGCAUUUCAGGUAAACUGGAACAGAUUCCAAGAGUUUAUGACAUUGUUACACCAAAGACUGAGGCCUGGCGCCACGCUUUGGAUUUAGUACUAUUAGUACUUCAGACAGACUGUGAAAUUAUCACUGGACUUGGACACACACAGAUAAAUUCACAGGAAUCAGAGAGCUUUUUAUUUUUGUAGUGUUUCUGGCUACAUCUUUGGAAAAUAAUCAUUGUGAUAUGUCAUGCUAAUAAAUUUUCUAGUAGCCAAGUCACAGUGUCUAAAACAGCAGCUUUUACCAGGAAGGAAAUAAUUGAUGUGUGUCAGUAACUACGGAGUACGGGAUUUCACCCUUUUAUAAUCUAACAAGUUAGCCUGUAACUGUUUUGAUUUGCGUCAGUUCCCCAUUUCUCUAAGUCCCACAAGAGCAAUACAAAGAGCCACUGAUGGAAGCCUGCACACGCAGUAUGUUGUGUUACGGAAGAGGAACGCUGAGCUUGGGGUAGCCACUGCUUUUAUAGUAAGCACAAACAGUCCUGUUUUUUGUCCAAGGGUAGCUGUGACCUCAUGCCUCAAGGUUGCUCAGUGUAAACACAAGCCUGAGACGUGGACUGGGUAAAGGUAGGCCAUGGCACACAGAGAAGGUACGCAGUGUCACUCAGCGCCGUAGUGGAUAGCCUCCUCCAACAGGGAUUUUCAUGUGAGUAUGCCACUCAGUCGGCUGCUCUGAUUAAUCUGGCAGACAGGUUGCUUAGUCAAUACCAAAUCCAUUCAAUUGGUCUCAUAUACCAAUUAAAUUAAGGCUCCUAAAACACACUCUGAGCAGCAGGAGGAAGCCAGUCUGCAGUAUUGACCUCACUCAUGUUCCCUAAGGGCUUGAAUUUAGCCAAAUGUAAAUUUCAAGGGAGGACCAGGAGGUCUUUUUAUUAACCAGAAUGUAGUCUAAGACCAAUUUGUUGUCCAUUAUGAACCAUGAAAGGGACCUUUGGCUGACUUGCCUGUCUUUGGUGUCAUUGCCAAAAAUUACAGAAGGCAAUAGUUGGGCCAGCAGGCGACUCCCAUCCCUAGUGGAGAUACCUUUGUGGCCCAUUUUCCCCGCAUACGAGCACAUAACCCCAACAGGCUCAGGUCACUGUAUUUCAGGAUUUGUUGUUAAACCUGAUUUGAAUCACCAUUUUAUAAAUUUGAUUGUCACAUAGGUAGUGUCACCCAGUAGUUGCAGCCUCAGUUGCCAUGUAUGACAAAAUCCAAGGCCAUUCAGACAUUAAGAGAAGCAUAUCAUCAGUCAGAUUGAAACAAGGUUGCCCUGGUCCCUGUGUUUGUACGUGUUCUUACCUUAGAGCUGCCAUUGAAGGCAUCUCGUCCUGCCUCCAGUGUUAAAUAAGAGGCAUAACAAGGAGUUGAGCCUUCUUUGUGGUGGUGGCUUGGUGGUGGUGAAGGAGACAGCAUUUGUUCGUUUGACUCCCAGGGGGAUCAAGUGCUGUGAAUCUAUUCAAAUCAUCUCCAGGAACUUUACUUGGCAAACAGAGUUCUGGAUUUUGUUUGGGUUUAUCAGUCACUGCUAUUGGUAGAGGUAGAUAAUGCCAUAGUCGGGGCCAUUGAGACAGGCUUCUCACUUGUUAACCACAGAACAUCUGUAUACCACCCGUAUAGUGAACAUCUGAGGCAUCGGAGCACUGAGGCACACACGUUCAGUCCCAACCUGUCGACGGGUUAGGAUGGGUUAGGGCAUAGUGGUGUCAGGCAGUAAGCUUGUCUCAUUUCUCUACUUGUAGCAAUACCCCAAAUGGAAGAAUCUCCUCUGGCACUUUAUGAGCAUGUAAGUUUAAGCACAUAACAUGUCAAUGCCAGUUAUGUAUUUUCAUAAUAAUAGUACAUUGAAUUGGGCCAUGGGCCCCCCCGCCCCCCGCCACAAGGUCACUUUCUUCCUUUACUACAAGAUUUGCUCCCAUCCUGUCAGUUGAUUUUAGUCACUUUCCCCCCUAUGGGAACGUGGACCAAGAAGUUUAACACUUUCACAUUAGGGGCUUUAACAGUUGCCAAGAGAUGAUGUUAUCUCCCUGACUGGUAGCUCAGGAAGGAGCAGAAAGGGAGGGCGGCAGGCAAGGAGGUUUUGUUUUGUUUUAGGGUUUUCUGAUUUUUUUUUUUUUUUUUUGGCUCUAUAUUUCAGUGUUGGUGCCAGCUUCUCCCCUGUGCUCUUCCUAGUAUCUGGAGAGCACCCAGGGUCCAAGGAUCUUUCUUUUUGUCUUCUGCCCACCACCACGUCUCCCCAGUGCCCUGCAGUCCUGGGUACCUUUGGCCAGCCUGCAUCCAGUACCACAUCCCCCAGGGACUGGGUAGCAUGGUCACUUGGGCAUCUGUAUGUAACAGAGCUAUAAAAGUUUGAGUCACUUUCUUCCCCAGAGUCCCCCCAUCACACUUGGCUUUUCCCAUACAGCAGCCGAAGUCAGGGUGGAGGGUGCUGGAGGUAUUAGGUGUAGAGGGAGAGAACGACUCGUGCCAGGAAGCAACGCUUUGUGUUUACUUUUGGUUUUGAUCAGCUGCCCAGCUCGUGCUCUUGCUGGGUCUUUCGGUCUACUCAAAGUUGUAUUUCUUUGGCCACUGGCGGUCCAGUGUUUAAGACUCCGUGCUCCCAGUGCAGGGGGUGCGGGUUUGAUCCCUGGUGGAGGAACUAAGAUCCCACAUUAAAAAGUUGUAUUUCUUCAUUGCUGACAGCAUUUCUUUCAGCUCUGGGGACCCCUCGACUUAGCAGCCGCAGCUGGUUUCUUCUCAGCUUGCGCCAUGGGGUGCGCCCUCCUUGUUGUCCUGUUCACAUUCUUCCUCCUCCCACCUGAGGUGAGUGGGCAACAGCCAAGACACCAUUUGGGUGGCUUGUUUUAUUCCUACCUCUCCCUCGUACGUAGUCGAACGUUCACUAACAGGUAGACAGUAGGCAGCCUAUAAUCACCUCCAGCUUUCCCACCACUUGAGCGAAAGCAUUCACUGUUGGAGCGCAUUGAAUCGUAUCUCUUAACCCCACUCACUGGGGCACACCUUUUCCAAAGAACCAUGGCUCUCUCAAGUCAAAACUGGCAAGAGCUAUACAGGGUCUGGGAUUUUGCCCUGUUUACAAGCUAGCAAUUUAGCCUAUUAAAAUUUCAUGAGACACUGGCAGAAGACUCGAGACUCCUGGGUCAGAGACAAAGGACUUUGUAAAAAUAACCAGAGCUUCAUGUUAAUUUAUGUUGGUCCCUGGUGUUCUCAAGUCCCUUGGGGGGUGACAUAAAGAGCCCAUGAUGAAUGCUUGCACACACGGUAGUUUGUGUUACAGGAGAGGAACACUGAGUUUAGGCAAUUCACAGCUUUUAUAGUAAGCACAAGUAAGCCUGUUCUUUGUCUGGAGAAAGAUAUUACGUCAUCAUUCAAAGUUGCCCACUGCAAACACAGCCUUGAGAAAUGGCCUGGAAAAAGAGAAGUCAAAAUCCAGCAAGAACAUGCAGGGGUGCUCAGAGCUCAUGGCAGACUGCCUAUCCCAACAACGUCUCUUUCACUACUUAGCUGUAAACUGAGCAUUAUAAGGCCUGAAUUUAUGUGUGUAGUUUCUGGAAAUGAAUAUUAGAAGAGCUCUGAGAAAAUAAUGGUAGUAAUUAAGUUACUGUUUAUCUACUGUGUUCCAAGAACUGCUAAAUUCUUUAUGUAUUGCAUUAAUUUGCUAGGGUCGCCACAACAAAGUGCCACAUACUAGGUGGUUUAAACAACAGAAAUUUAUUUUCUCACAAUUCUGGAGGUUAGACAUCUGAGAUCAAGGUGUGGGCAGGGCUGGUUUUUUCUGGGGCCUCUCUCCUUGACUUGUAGAUGGCUGUCUUCUCCCUGUGUCUUCACAACGUUUUCCCUCUGUACCUGUCUUUGUCUACAUUUUCUUUUCUUGUAAGGACACCAGUCGUAUUGGAUUAAAGUCCACCCUGAUGACCUCACUUUAGCUUAAUUACCUUUUUAAGGACCUUAUCUCCAAAUAUAGUCACAUUUUAAGGUGCUGGGGUUUAGGACUUCAACGUAUGAACUGGCAGAGGGACACAAAUUAGCCCAUGACUCGUAUAUAGUCUCAGUCUUGGCAACAUCUAUUUUCUGCAUUUUUGGUUGAGGAAAUUAGCUUAGUGACAUUAAGAAACGUGCCCAAGGUCUCACAGAUAAUAGGUAGUAGAGCUCAAAUUUGAACUACGGUUUUAUCUGGCUCCAAAGUCUGUAUUUCUAAGCAUUAAUUGUGAUGUGAAGCAUUUUUUUUUUUCUAUAAGGUAACAACAAAACAAGAAAAGAGAAUGCCUGGUUUAUUUACAGGACUAAUUUAAAUGUAAUUAGAAAAUGUAAUUCGAUUAUCCUCAUGCUUGGGUAAAAGAAUAUCAUUUUUGGUUUGGUGCUUGUCUUAUAUGUGAUAAUGUGAGAGCUUUGCACAGGUAAUCAUUCCAAUUAUACAUACCAUCUUUGUUCAAAGUUAGGAAAUAACAGUGUUGAGUAUUGAACUGUUUUUAAAAAUAAAAUAUAUAAUUUUACUGGAGUAGAUAUAGAUACUUGUAUUCUCCCUCUGUAUGCUAUUAACAUUUAGUUUUUGUUAAGAUAUUAUGAAGAUUAUGAGUGCCACUAAUAUUAACAUAGAUGUUCAGCUCCUUUUAUAGAGUAGAUUUUUUUUGUGUGAA
This is a messenger RNA of Hippopotamus amphibius kiboko, 6913 nucleotides long. It is a transcript of the gene BBS12, whose product is annotated as Bardet-Biedl syndrome 12. Bases 300 to 2444 code for a protein of 714 amino acids. Gene Ontology annotation, biological process: chaperone-mediated protein complex assembly; photoreceptor cell maintenance. The record is from RefSeq and is a predicted model, not a curated record. The transcript has 4 exons. NCBI's taxonomy places the organism in Eukaryota, Metazoa, Chordata, Mammalia, Artiodactyla, Hippopotamidae. Gene Ontology annotation, molecular function: ATP binding.